Molecule: messenger RNA, 5371 nt
Organism: Lutra lutra (Eurasian river otter)
Lineage: Eukaryota; Metazoa; Chordata; Mammalia; Carnivora; Mustelidae
Gene: TPGS2
Product: tubulin polyglutamylase complex subunit 2
Exons: 9
Coding region: 1-1191 (396 amino acids)
Biological process (GO): protein polyglutamylation
Source: RefSeq, a predicted model, not a curated record
AUGGCCGAGCCUCUGGGGCGGUGUCCAGCCCUCCCGCCCGCCCCCCUCUCCCGCCGGGUCCCCGUCGCUGCGCCCGCCGCGCGCGGAGCGGGGACGCGAGCCAUGGAGGAGACACCGCCCCCGGGCUGCAGCAAGCCGCACCUGGAGAAGCUGACCCUGGGGAUCACCCGCAUAUUAGAAUCUUCCCCAGGUGUGACAGAGGUGACUAUCAUAGAGAAACCACCUGCUGAACGUCAUAUGAUUUCUUCAUGGGAGCAAUGUGUAGGAGUUGCUAAGCCAGCUUCUGGAUUUCUUUCAGAGGGAAUUAUUGCAUGUGUAACUGUGGAUUUGGUGUUUGUAGGGGAGGAGAAAAAUAACUGUGUGCUACCUGAGGAUGUGAAGAAUUUUUACCUGAUGACCAAUGGCUUCCACAUGACAUGGAGUGUGAAGCUGGAUGAGCACACCAUUCCAUUGGGCAGCAUGGCAAUUAACAGCAUCUCAAAACUGACUCAACUCAACCAGUCUUCCGUGUAUUCACUCCCGAAUGCACCAACUCUGGCAGACCUGGAGGAUGACGCACUUGAAGCCAGUGAGAACCAGCCAGAGAAGCCACACUUUGAUUCUCGCAGCGUGAUAUUUGAGCUGGAUCCUUGCAAUGGGAAUGGGAAGGUUUGCCUUGUCUACAAAAGAGGGAAACCAGCGUUAGCACAAGACACUGAGAUCUGGUUCCUGGACAGAGCAUUAUACUGGCAUUUUCUCACAGACACCUUCACCGCUUACUAUCGCCUGCUCAUCACGCACCUGGGCCUGCCGCAGUGGCAGUACGCCUUCACCAGCUAUGGCAUUAGCCCACAGGUCAAGCAGUGGUUCAACAUGUAUAAACCCAUCACCUACAAUACAGACCUACUUGCAGAAGAGACCAACUCCUUCGUGAACAAGCUGGAUCCCAGCAAAGUGUUCAAGAGCAAGAACAAGACCUUAAUCCCCAAAAAGAAAGGGCCAGUCCAGCCUGCAGUUCUCACAGGUGCAGCAGCAGAGGAACUAGGAGAGCAGUGGUGCCCUUCACAUCAGUGGGAGUCCUCAGGAGGCUAUAGAAGAGAGAAGGAAGGGGGCUCCGUGAAGGAAAGGAGAGCAGUGAAGAGCCAUGCUGGCUACCUGAGGUGCAGGACCCAGAGCGAAACAAAGAUGUGGUGCCUCAUGUCCAAAAAUUAGGAAAAUAGUACCAUUAAAAGUACUGAAAUGUUCUUUCUUCCAUGGUCUCUCUCACAUCUUGUUAUGCGGGGUUUUUACUUGCUACUUAAUGCUGUCCUAAGUAAUGAAAAAAAUUUAAAUUCUAAAUUAUUAGCAUUAAUUUUAUUCAUCUUUAUAGUACACAAUUCCUGUUUUAAAUGCAACUAGAAGAGCAGUGAACUCAUGCAGAAUCACCAAAAUUAGACAAUUUGUAUUUCAUAGCUUAUGUAUACAUGUUGUAUGAUAUACAUAUUUUGUCCUCACUAGAACACUGGAAACACUACAGAAAAGCCUCACUCAACUAUUAUUUCCCUCCUUGAUAUGUACACAUUCUAUCAACACUCUUUCACCUUACUGAUGAGUAAGGAAGGACUAAAAGAAAAAGUAGGAGCUGCCCUAUGUUUUCUUUUUCUCCUAAGUCAUCAUUUUCAGCAGACGUGGAUGGCUAACGAAGGAAAAUGACAGGAGUAAAAUAAGAAAAGUAACAAGAGUAGAAAAAGGAUAUGAUGGGGUUCCAGGGUCAUUCACACUUAGAAUGCCACUACCUUCCUUUUGCAUUCAAAUCAAGUCCGGUUCCAAUGGAAAGCAUGGCCUCUUGGGGCUCUCAGUGCCCCCACUUACUCAGUUGUAGGAAUAACUUGCUUAUAUUGAAUCUCUUCUCAACCUGCACAUGGUGGGUCUGCUGGAAUUCUGCGCACACCGGCGUCACAAAGGCUCCAAGUGAAUGGGGUGGUGGGGAGCAGUGGACACCCAGGAUCACCUCUGCUCCUGUGUAUGUGGCUUUGUCUCAUCAGACUUCACAUACAAAACACAAGUUCAAAGACAAGAUUAAGAACUCCAGACAGUGACAGGAGAGCAUUCAACCACGUGUGAGGCCCAGUGGGUGUGGGGCAUCACGUGUGCCCAUCACGUGCCUGUGAAGCCGCCCCCGUGAAGGAAGAAGGGAGCUCUCCUGAGGAAAGGCACAGACAGCCCGUAAGCUCGGUGUGCUAGCUGGGGAGAAAACUCACCCAUGAGAGUUGUGUCUCCAAACCAAAGCAACUGACAUGGCAGGAGGCUCUACCAUAAAUCAGCUGCCCAGAAAGAGAUACUCUGCUGGAAUCACAAAAUGAGAAUCAAUGGCAGGAUGCCUCACGAUGCACUGGCGUAGUUAAGAUUGUGCACGAAGUGCCACAUCCUUGUGCUGCAUGGGUCCUACAGCCAGGAAGUGCCCCAGCCAAGGACGGGACUGACGGGGGGCUACCUGCACAUAAUAAUCCAUAGAAUCUCUCCCUCGAUGCUGUGCCUCCCCAAACCUGAACAUGCAUCCAUGUCACUGGACUUGUGUGUAGAAAAUCAGAUACUCCUGUCCCACUCCAGACCCACUCAUCAAAACUGCAAAGAAAUACCAGGACUCUUCAUCAACUGCACUUGUGACAAGAAUGCUGACGGAGCCCGAAGCUUUCCACCUAAUGGGUCUGAGGGGUUGUGCUUGCACUGCAUGGACAAGAGCUCAAAAGCUGUUUUUCAUCUAGAAAAGCACGGACAAUGAUUGGAUCAGAAGGACCAAGGGGCCCUGUGUGAACACAUGUAUUUUGAAACCUUUUAUUUUGGAGAAUUUUAAAUAUUUACAAAGAUAAGUAGAAUAACGAACCCAUGGAUGUAUGCAUCACCCAGUUUCAGCAAUUCUUGUGACCAAGCAUUUCUAUGUAUCUGGUCUUUGCCCUUCCUUCCAAUUUUAAUUUUUAAAUAAUUCCAUUUUAAUUCACCUGUUGGUUUUUAAGUUACAGUUCUUCACAUUACAUUUUUAACAGCUGCUCUAAGGAUUGCAAUAUAUAUAAUAUAUAUUCUGUUUUCUGUUCAAUGCAGUACCCACUCAGACACAGCAUCCCUAAGUGGCCAUGCUUGUGUAGUAGAACUCUGGCCCCCUGACUGCAGGUCACCGGCAGUAGGUGGGUACCCGUUUAUACUGACUGCCCUUUAAUCCUGGGGGUCUUGUGGUGAGUUUUCUUCUUUGGUUUAAGCCAACCCAGACUGGACUGUUUCUCUCGCUGAAUAUGCCCUGGUUAGUACACAGCCUCCAUUACGGAGUUGUCGUGAGGAUUAAAUCAGCGCAUAGGUGAGCAAUCAAAAUAGUCCCUUCUUUUUCCCUUCCUCCUUUAUAAUGUGACUCCAACCUUCGUUGGACAUAGUUUUGUAAACUAGGUGUUCAUUUCUUGGAGUAAACAUAGGCCAAAGCAGUUUAUAUACAAAUUUCACUCCUUCCCCAAAAAAGGUAUAUAAAAUGAAUAAAACAGUAACAGAGUAUAUACAAAAGUAUAUUCUCUCAUACCUGCAUUAUCCAGUACUCCAGCGACUGACCACUGUAGCCAUCUGAACUUAAAAUCUAAAACUCUUCCUCAGUCUCUCUGGCAGCAUGUCAAGUGUUCGGUGACCACGUGAGUUUCGGGGCUGCCCUACAGAAUGGUGCAUAUAUAGAACAUUUCUGUCACCACAGAAAGUUCUACAGGGCCGCCCUGACCCAGACCGCACGGGACUUGUCUUCACCUCACAAUGCUCAGAGUAAUUCUGCUGCGAAGCCCUUUUAUAUUCCUACUGUACUCAAGAAAUCACCUGAAGACACUCUUUUUCUAAGUAAGACACUGCAUCCUGGGGCGCCUGGGUGGCUCAGUGGGUUAAAGCCUCUGCCUUCGGCUCAGGUCAUGAUCGCAGGGUCCUGGGAUGGAGCCCCGCAUCGGGCUCUCUGCUUAGCAGGGAGCCUGCUUCCUCCUCUCUCUCUGCCUGCCUCUCUGCCUACUUGUGAUCUCUGUCAAAUAAAUAAAUAAUACCUUUAAAAAAAAACCAAAAACACUGUAUCCUUUCCUACUUUAUAUAUUCUUUUUAUACCUCUUGGCUCACAGGGAAAGUCAGGGAUGAGGCAGCAUGUCCCUCCACUGUGGAAAGGCCCAGCGGGCUGUGCAGGUUCUGGGCUUUGCCCUGUGUGGCAGUCAAAGGCUAUGAGGCAGCUCAGCCUCUUGGCCUCUGCUGUGUCCAGCGUGGAAAGCGGACAGAAAGAAAAGAACAAUUUUCUGCCUCUUUGAGCACCUUCUCUCCUCUGCCCUUAAAGGAACAGGUGAGCCUGGCUUUGAGAACACCCUCCUGAGCUCAGAAAUAAGAACAUUUCUCAAAGUACCUACCAUUCCUUUGGAGAUAGGUUACCUUUUCCCACAGCAUCAAGACUGACAAAGAAUACCUUGGAGACCAACCAGAGCAGGGACACAAACAGUCCUCAGAAUGGUUCAAGUCCAGCUAAGGGAAAGACCUUGUCCUUCAAGCAAAAGCUGCAAAUAAAGACCAACUAUUAAGGGUAAGAUUAAACCUCUGGAAAAACCGCUUACCUUUACCACGGCUCCAGUUCCCAACUGUCCACUUUUAAACUUUAUUUGUAAAUAAGGUCAUCCCUUGGGGGACAGGUGAAGGCAGAUUUCUCUUGAGGGUACAUUUACAUGUGUGGAGGCUCCUGAGGCUCGUCUUCCACGGGUGGCUCUAGACUAUGGCCACACACAGGUUCUGAAACAGAGUAUUAGGAUUCCAGAACAUAGGCUUAUUAAGGAACUUCAAUUAAAAAAAAAAAAAAAACUUUUUUCUUUAAAAAUGUGAUUCUAAAAUGGACUGCUAUGGCCUUAAUUACUACUAACUCUACAAAUCAUGUUUUAGACCAUUUUUUUAAAAAUGGGAAAUCACCUUCAAUAUUAUCCAUUAAAAACAGGAAGAAUUCAGUCAAGCACAAGCAAAUUCAGAAAUUCAUCUUCUAUCAUUUUUCCAUAAAUACACCCUUAAAAAUUUAACCCAAGGGUGAACUUCUAUAUACAUAUGUUGAUUGAAGAAGUUGUCAAGUUCUACAACCUUUACAAUUUCAGGGCAGUUUUUCCUCCAAUGAGAUUCAAAUUAUUUUUUUCCUACCACCUGCUGAGAGGGGAUGCUGGAUUAGAACCCCUUUUUUUUUUUUUUUUUUUUUUCCAUUGAGACUGCAUUUCUAAGGUUGGGUUAAGGCAGGAAUCAACUCUUUUCCCUUGUCAUUUCUCAUCUUAUGCCUUAAUCUUCUGAGUCAAGAAGGUCUCUCAUGUUGAUGAAUUGCUCUAAUCCUGUGUCCAGCUCUACCACCAGCUGCUGUGUACUGAGUUCUGGUAGAGAUGACCUUGUU